UUGAAAGCUGAACUGCCGCCAUGGGCCGCGUCAUCCGGGGACAGAGGAAAGGCGCUGGUUCUGUGUUCCGCACGUAUGUGAAGCAUCGUAAGGGCGCCGCGCGACUGCGCGCCGUGGACUUCGCCGAGCGGCACGGCUACAUCAAGGGCAUAGUGAAGGACAUUAUCCAUGACCUGAGCCGCGGCGCGCCCCUCGCCAAGGUGGUCUUCAGAGACCCCUACCGGUUCAAGAAACGGACAGAACUGUUCAUCGCAGCUGAAGGCAUGCACACCGGCCAGUUCGUGUACUGCGGCAAGAAGGCCCAGCUCAAUAUCGGCAAUGUUCUCCCUGUGGGCACCAUGCCUGAGGGCACCAUCGUGUGCUGUCUGGAGGAGAAGCCUGGAGACCGAGGCAAGCUAGCGCGGGCCUCUGGAAACUAUGCCACUGUCAUCUCCCACAACCCCGAGACCAAGAAAACCCGAGUGAAGCUGCCCUCGGGCUCCAAGAAGGUCAUCUCCUCUGCCAACAGAGCUGUGGUUGGUGUGGUGGCCGGUGGUGGCCGCAUAGACAAGCCCAUCCUGAAGGCUGGUCGUGCCUAUCACAAGUAUAAGGCCAAGAGGAACUGCUGGCCUCGCGUGCGGGGUGUGGCCAUGAACCCUGUGGAGCAUCCCUUUGGAGGUGGUAACCACCAGCACAUUGGCAAGCCCUCAACUAUCCGCAGGGAUGCCCCUGCUGGUCGCAAAGUGGGUCUCAUUGCUGCUCGCCGGACUGGGCGGCUCCGGGGAACCAAGACUGUGCAGGAGAAGGAGAACUAGGGCUGAGGACUCAAUAAAUUCUUUUCUCCUGUCAAAAAA
Molecule: messenger RNA, 833 nt
Organism: Echinops telfairi (small Madagascar hedgehog)
Lineage: Eukaryota; Metazoa; Chordata; Mammalia; Afrosoricida; Tenrecidae
Product: 60S ribosomal protein L8
Exons: 1
Coding region: 21-794 (257 amino acids)
Biological process (GO): cytoplasmic translation
Cellular component (GO): cytosolic large ribosomal subunit; ribosome
Molecular function (GO): RNA binding; structural constituent of ribosome
Source: RefSeq, a predicted model, not a curated record